Molecule: messenger RNA, 151 nt
Organism: Racocetra fulgida
Lineage: Eukaryota; Fungi; Glomeromycota; Glomeromycetes; Diversisporales; Gigasporaceae
Source: the annotation of a GenBank genome assembly
AUGAAACCCAAAGGAACUCGCUCUCUUACGGCUUGCAUUCAAUGUAGGAAAGCAAAAAUAAAAUGCACUAACUUCAAUUCCAAUGUUGGAUGUGAUGAAUGUGAAAAACGUCAAUUGAAAUGUAUAAUGGAUCCAUACCGUAAAAAACGCG